Messenger RNA from Carlito syrichta (Philippine tarsier), 1706 nucleotides. RefSeq names its product solute carrier family 18 member B1 (gene SLC18B1). The transcript is spliced from 13 exons. Bases 1 to 1308 code for a protein of 435 amino acids. Gene Ontology annotation, molecular function: transmembrane transporter activity. Gene Ontology annotation, biological process: transmembrane transport. The record is from RefSeq and is a predicted model, not a curated record. NCBI's taxonomy places the organism in Eukaryota, Metazoa, Chordata, Mammalia, Primates, Tarsiidae.
AUGCCCCCAGCGCCCUACUGGUGUGAUUGCCUCCAAGGUAAUGAUCCAGCGGGAAGUGCAAGAGAGACGCCCAGGCGGCUUUCUCGAGAACAGAUUUUUGUACUGAUAUCGGCUGCUUCCAUGAACUUAGGUUCCAUGAUGUGCUAUUCCAUCCUUGGACCCUUUUUCCCCAAGGAGGCUGAAAAGAAGGGAGCCAGCAAUACUACCAUUGGGAUGAUCUUUGGAUGUUAUGCUUUGUUUCACUUGCUGACAUCGUUGGUAUUUGGAAAUUAUCUUGUACAUAUUGGAGCAAAAUUUAUGUUUGUAGCAGGAAUGUUUGUCUCAGGAGGAGUUACAAUUCUCUUUGGUAUAUUGGACCAAGUUCCAGAAGGACCAAUAUUUAUUGCUAUGUGUUUUCUAGUGAGAGUAAUGGAUGCAGUAAGUUUUGCCGCUGCCCUAACUGCAUCUUCUUCUAUCCUGGCAAAGGCUUUUCCAAAUAAUGUGGCUACAGUAUUGGGAAGUCUUGAGACAUUUUCUGGACUGGGACUAAUAUUGGGUCCUCCUGUAGGUGGCUUUUUAUAUCAGUCCUUUGGCUACGAGGUGCCUUUUAUUGUUCUGGGAUGCAUAGUGUUGCUGCUGGUACCACUCAACAUGUAUAUUUUACCCAAUUAUGGUAAGUCCACAAUUAUUACUUAUUUUAGGAAUCUUAAAUAUAUUCUUAGCCCUUUCUCUAAUACAGCAUUUCUUUUACAGUUUAAUUUACCAGCUGGAUAUGUGGGACUGGUAUUCCUGGGUCUGGCACUGUCCUACGCCAUUUCUUCACCACUGUUGGGUCUACUAAGUGACAAAAAGCCACAUCUAAGGAAAUGGUUUCUGGUGUUUGGAAACUUCAUCACAGCCGGAUGUUUCAUGCUUUUAGGACCUGUCCCCAUUUUGCACAUCAAAAGUCAGCUCUGGCUGCUGGUGCUGCUGUUAGUUAUAAAUGGCAUCUCUUCUGGAAUGAGUAUAAUUCCAACUUUCCCAGAAAUUCUCAGCUGUGCAUAUGAAAAUGGAUUUGAAGAGGGAUUAAGUACAUUGGGACUCGUAUCAGGUCUUUUUAGUGCAAUGUGGUCAGUUGGUGCUUUUGUAGGACCCGCACUGGGUGGAUUUCUGUAUGAGAAAAUUGGCUUUGAAUGGGCAGCGGCUAUACAAGGUCUGUGGGCUUUGAUAAGUGGAUUAGCUAUGGGGUUGUUUUACCUCUUGGAGCACUCAAGGAGAAAAAGAUCUAAUUCUCAAAACAUCCCCAGCACAGAGGAGGAACGAACUGCUCUCUUGCCAAAUGAGAACUAGCCUUGUGAAUCCUGGACUGAUACAGUGUUGGGAGGUGGAUGCUUCUGGCCUUGACCAUCACUGGUAGAAGGAUUUUUUUAAUUUUACGCACAGGACUCCUUGGAUCCUACACCGGUGUCUUGGAAGUGUCUUGACCCUGUGCUGAGCUGCACUUAACUGUUGUCCUGAAAAGCUGGGCUGCUGGACCAGCUAUAUUCAAAACAUUAAGUCUGAGAAGGGUAGUUGAAAAUCAGCAGAAGUUUGUGUUUUUAAGUGACUAAAGUUGUCCUUGAAGAUGUUAUUGUUGACUCUAACUCUCUUGUUUCCUCUGUUUACUUUUUAUUCUAAGCACAUGGAUUCUGUGAAUGUACUUUUUUAUUUACAGAAAUAAGUGAAUUGGUUUGAUAUACUCUAAAUAU